Messenger RNA from Sinocyclocheilus rhinocerous, 2305 nucleotides. Its product is annotated as lethal(3)malignant brain tumor-like protein 3. The record is from RefSeq and is a predicted model, not a curated record. Bases 137 to 2305 code for a protein of 722 amino acids. Gene Ontology annotation, biological process: negative regulation of DNA-templated transcription. Gene Ontology annotation, molecular function: histone binding; chromatin binding; zinc ion binding. Gene Ontology annotation, cellular component: nucleus. Lineage: Eukaryota; Metazoa; Chordata; Actinopteri; Cypriniformes; Cyprinidae. The transcript is spliced from 19 exons.
GUACAAAGAGCUCAGAAGUGUUUGCUCAGUGUUGUUUGCAAUGACUUUCAGUGGUAUAUAGUGAGUAAGGCUUGUGUGUUUGGCGGUUCUGUGGGUUAUUACACGGUGUUUUUCAGAUUAGCUGUGUGCGGGUGUGAUGGAGUCGUCGGGCCCGAGCACAGCCGCUCCAGAGUUUGAUGUGUACGGGGCGAUGGACUGGAAGGACGGAGUGGGAACACUGCCUGGCAGCGAGCUCAAGUUCCGGGUGAAUGAGUUUGGGGUCCUGGAGGUCAUAACGGACGAGAUGGAGGAGGAGAGGGGCAAAAAAGCUCACGCCACCACCACGUGGAGCGUCCCCACUGCACAAGAGGCUCUCUCUAAGGAGCCGGUCUCAAAGGAGGAGACAUCGUGGGCCCAGCGAGGCCUCGUGUGUGUCCGCUGUAACAGGAAGGGCUCGGUGGUGGACUUCCUGUCUGACGGGCUUCACUGCAGUGAGCGCUGUCUGCAGCAGGAGCAGCAAGAUGAGCUGAAGAGAGAAGGCUCCAGAGCAAACGGAGAGGCGCUCGGGAGGACGAGAUCCCGCAUGACCGAGAGACUUGCUGAAGACAUGGACAGCUCGAUGGAGAUCGCCGAGGAGGAUGAUGAAGACUACGAAGAGAAAGAAAGCAGGCGGCCAGCACGAGGGGCGACGAGAGGCCGCAGGAAACGCAGAGGAGAUGCAGCGCUGCUCAGAUACACGGUUCCGUAUGGAGGCAAGAAGAAGGCGUGGUGUUGGGCCUCAUACCUGGAGCAGGAGAGAGCCAUCGCUGCCCCUAGUAAACUUUUCAAGGAGUAUCAGUCGUUUCCGCAGUGUAAGAGUGGCUUUAGGGUUGGCAUGAGACUGGAGGGUAUCGACCCUGAACACCCAUCCAUGUACUGUGUCCUCACAAUCGCUGAGGUGUUAGGGCAUCGAAUCAGACUGCAUUUUGAUAAGUAUUCAGACUGCUAUGACUUCUGGGUAAAUUCCAGCUCUCCUGACAUUCACCCAGUGGGAUGGUGUGAAAAAACCGGACACAAGUUGCAUCCACCGAAAGGGAUGAAGGAUGAAGAGUUUAGCUGGUCCUCUUACAUCAAACUAAAUAAAAUACAGACGGCACCCAAAGCGCUCUUUCAGAACCAGAACAUGACCGUGACGCCGUCAGGGUUUAGGGUUGGUAUGAAGCUGGAGGCCAUCGAUAAGAAGAAUCCCUCGUUCAUCUGUGUCGCCACGAUUACAGACAUGGUGGAUAGUCGAUUCCUGGUGCACUUUGACAACUGGGAUGAAAGUUAUGACUACUGGUGUGAUGCAACGAGUCCUUAUAUCCAUCCAGUUAGCUGGAGUCAAGAGAACGGCAGGACCCUCACCACCCCUCCAGGAUACCCUGAUGUGAAGAACUUCUCCUGGGAGAAAUACUUGGCAGAGACCAGCUCAUUACCAGCUCCUGCUCGAGCCUUCAAAGUGAAACCUCCUCACAGUUUCCAGCUCAAUAUGAAGUUGGAGGUGGUCGACAAGAGGAAUCCUGCUCUGAUCCGAGUGGCCACAGUGGUUGAUACAGACGACCAUCGACUGCGGAUCCAUUUUGAUGGCUGGACAGAUGAAUAUGAUUACUGGAUCGAUGCAGACAGCCCAGAUAUUCAUCCUGCCGGGUGGUGCGCCAAAACCGGACACCCACUGCAGCCGCCCAUCACUCCUCAGGACGUGUUUGAGACGUCUGAGCAGAGCGGCUGUCCUACACCAGGCUGUAAAGGAGUGGGUCACAUCAAAGGAGCCCGCUACUCUGGACACCACAGUGCUGUGGGUUGCCCGUAUUCUGACAUCAACCUAAAUAAGGACUCGGUUCUGCCGGAUCGCUUGAGCGGAGAGAUGCCGGGAAGCGGAGUGGGCCGGCCGCGCAGAGCAGAACCAAACACAGAGAUUUCAGCUGACGCUAAUGACAAACCCGUCACCUCUGUCCCAUCACAUCCGGAUAAACCCAGCACAGCAGCCGCUGCCAUGGAAACGCCGGUGAAGAAGCCCGUCGGCACGGAGACCAAGCGAAGGGUUGGUCGGCCCUGUAAAGUCCGGAAAGUCGAGGAGCUGCCGCAGGAAGAGGAACUGGAGAGUGAGGUGUCGUCAGUCACCGAAACCAAAGAGCUGACUCUACAGCAGGCUUUGCACCAGUCUGUAUUCAUGCCGUGUUCCAGCCCAUCUCCCAGCAUGCCUCACUGCUGGGAUCAGCACAGCAAACUGCUUCCAACAGUGGCAGGCAUCACAGCCAGUAAAGUGGCAGCGUGGAGCGUGGAUUGGUAUUGGUGUUCUGAAUACUGA